AUGACAAGCAACAAAGUAUUAUUUAAUUUAGUUAUAUCAUUCAUUACAAAUAUUACAUCUAGUAGUAGUGGUAGUAACGUAGACAACAACAAUGGGUCAAUACUAAUUCAAUCAAAUAAACAUAGAAAACAAGUAGGAGCAGCAGGAGUAAAGAGUAGUAGUAAAUCGAUUGGAGUUGUUAUUGGUAGUACUAGAAAAGGUAGAAUAGGAAAAGAUGUUGCUCAAUGGGUGAUUGAACAAUCACACAUUGAACCAAUACUCAAACAAUACACCAAUAGCUCAUCAAGCAAAGUAGAAUUGAUCGAUUUGUUGGAUAUCAACCUACCCUUUUACGAUGAAUCUCUAUCACCUGCAGAAUUAAACGGUCAAUUAUCUUCAGAGAAUGCUCUCAAGUGGAGUAAAUUAAUGUCAAGCUAUGAUGCAUAUAUUAUACUUACUGCUGAAUAUAAUCGAGGCCCAGUUCCCGUAUUACUCAACGCAAUCGAUUAUUUAUACGCAGAGAUUAAACAGAAACCAAUGGUAUUGAUUAGUUAUGGAUAUACACAAGGAGGUAUAAGAGCCAAUGAACAUUUAGCAGACAUGUUGGAGAAUAGUUUUCUCUCAAUGAAGAUACUAUCAAGAUUACAUUUACCAAUUAGAGAGGAUAUGUUUGUCGUCAAAUCAUUUGAUUCAAAUAGUAAUAGUAAUAGUAAUAGUAAUACAAGAUACAAACAACUAAAAGAUAUUAAUAAUAGUUUUAAACCAUACUUGGUCGAUUUAAAUCAAUCUGUGGCUCAGUUAUUACAUUUUAUUUCAUCAUAA
Molecule: messenger RNA, 801 nt
Organism: Cavenderia fasciculata
Lineage: Eukaryota; Evosea; Eumycetozoa; Acytosteliales; Cavenderiaceae
Exons: 3
Coding region: 1-801 (266 amino acids)
Cellular component (GO): cytosol
Molecular function (GO): oxidoreductase activity; FMN binding
Source: RefSeq, a predicted model, not a curated record